Messenger RNA from Hevea brasiliensis (rubber tree), 1483 nucleotides. RefSeq lists its product as uncharacterized. Gene Ontology annotation, molecular function: metal ion binding. Lineage: Eukaryota; Viridiplantae; Streptophyta; Magnoliopsida; Malpighiales; Euphorbiaceae. The coding region runs from base 1 to 1212 and encodes 403 amino acids. The record is from RefSeq and is a predicted model, not a curated record. The transcript has 6 exons.
AUGUUGCAGAAAGUUACAAUGGUGAUUAAGGUCGAUCUUAGCUGCAAGAAAUGCUGCAAGAAAAUCAAGAAAAUACUCUGUAAAAUUCCUCAAAUUCAAAAUCAGAUAUAUGAUGAGAAGGUUAACACAGUGAACAUCAUUGUGGUGAGCUGCAGUCCUGAAAAGAUCAAGAAAAUUAUCUACUGCAAAAGACACUGCCGCCAACGCCACCAACGUCACCGUCGUCAUCAUUGUCAUCAACGCCAUCAACGUCACCGUCGUGAUCAUCGUCGUCAACGUCAUCGCCAACGCUGCCACCAUGUUGUACGGAAUGUCAUAAAGGAUGUGGGGAAGGCCCAUGUUGCCACUGCUGUGGAAGGCCACCACCACCAUGUUAUAUGGAAUGUUAUAAAGGAAGUGGGGGAGGCCCAUGCUACCACUGCUAUGGAAGGUCACCGCCGCCGCCACCACCAUGUUGUAUGGAAUGUUAUAAAGGAUGUGGAGGAGGCUCAUGUUACCACUGCUGUGAAUUGCCACCGCCGCCACCAUGUUUUAUGGAAUGUUAUAAAGGAUGUUGGGGAGGCCCAUGUUACCACUGCGAGGGAAGAAUCAAGCUCAGAUCUCAGAGUAUUUUCCACCACAGCCAUGGCAGAGGAGAAAGUUACAAUGGUGAUUAAGGUCGAUCUUAGCUGCAAGAAAUGCUGCAAGAAAAUCAAGAAAAUACUCUGUGAAAUUCCUCAAAUUCGAAAUCAGAUAUAUGAUGAGAAGGCUAACACAGUGAACAUCACUGUGGUGUGCUGCAGUCCUGAAAAGAUCAAGAAAAUUAUCUACUGCAAAGGUGGUGAUUCCGUCCAGUGUAUUGACAUAAAGACACCGCCACCGCCGCCGCCACCGACGCCGACGAUGACGUCGACGCCUCCACCGCCGCCGACGUCGAUGCCUCCACCGCCGCCGACGUCGACGCCUCCGUUGCCGCCGCCGCCGACGCCAUCAUGUUGUACGGAAUGUCGUAAAGGAUGUGGGGGAGGCCCAUGUUGCUAUUGCUGUGGAAGGCCACCACCACCAUAUUGUAUGGAAUGCUAUAAAGGAAGUUGGGGAUGCCCAUGUUACCACUGCUAUGGAAGGUCACCGCCACAGCCACCAUGUUGUAUGGAAUGUUAUAAAGGAUGUAGAGGAGGACCAUGUUACCACUGCUGUGAACUGCCACCGCCACCACCAUGUUUUAUGGAAUGAUGUAAAGGAUGUGGGGGAGGCCCAUGUUACCACUGCGAGGGAAGGCCACCCCCAUACUAUAAGGGUUAUGAGAGGUCAACAUAAUGAUAGUUGUGGUGGUGGCUUCGACUUCAGCAGUUACCAAAGAGGGUGCCAUGUGUAUGUGGGGAGAUGUGGUUGUCAAAUUAAAUAAAUUCUGUCGGUAUGUCGUGUCAUGUAACUGGUUAAUUUACAAUAGUGGUGUUAUCAUCAAUGACAUGUAUGACAUAAAUAUCAAACGACCUUGAAAUCA